Molecule: messenger RNA, 1311 nt
Organism: Recurvomyces mirabilis
Lineage: Eukaryota; Fungi; Ascomycota; Dothideomycetes; Mycosphaerellales; Teratosphaeriaceae
Exons: 2
Coding region: 1-1311 (436 amino acids)
Biological process (GO): glucan catabolic process
Molecular function (GO): hydrolase activity, hydrolyzing O-glycosyl compounds
Source: RefSeq, a predicted model, not a curated record
AUGCUUACCUUCGUCUCAACCACUGUACUCAGUGCAACCCUCUUCGCCAGCCUGGGAAGAUCCCUACCAACAAACACCGCGUCGUCCACACCUUCGGGGUCCUACAGCCUGAUAGCUGAUUGGUCCGGUGCCAACUUCUUCGACAACUUCGCCGCCUUCACAGGCGCUGACCCAACCAACGGCAAUGUGAGGUUCGUUUCCAUGGAGGAAGCCGCCUCGAAGGGCUAUACGGGAUUUGUUCACUACUCCGCUACCAACACGAGCAAUGCCUAUAUUGGCGUUGACUACACGAGCAAAUCUGCCAAUCGUGAGUCGGUUCGCUUGACUUCGAAGCAGAAUUUCGAUGCCGGCGUAGUCAUUAUCUCGGAUGUUGUCCAUGCUCCCUCUGCUUACGGCUCAUGGCCUGCUCUCUGGUUGCUGGGUGAUGAGUCCGCGACUGGUAUCUGGCCGGGUAAUGGUGGCGAAUAUGACUACUUUGAGUCUGUUCAUACCACCGACUACAACAGCAUGACCAUGCACACCCAGCCCGGCUGCAGUGUUGAUAACACGACUACUGCUUUUCAAGGUCGGCUCCAGAACGCUGAUUGCAACACUGGGAAAGGCGGCGACGGGUGCUCCAUCCGUGCCCUGAACCAGGACAAGUCUUCCAGCUCCACACUUGCAACAGCAGGUGCAGCCUUCAACAAACAAGGUGGCGGUGUCUAUGCCAAUGUCUGGACAACCCAGGGCGUGGCCACGUACCUCUUCGACCGCAAGAACCUCCCAGCCGAUAUCGUGGCCGGCAAGCCCAACCCAUCAUCCUGGACCUCAACACCACUGGCACGCUUCUCCGGCACAGGCUGCGACUACACGUCCUCCUUGUCAACCCUGGUCCACGUCAUCGACCACACAUUCUGCGGCGACUGGGCAGGUAAAGUCUGGCAAUCUUCCGGUGCGGCCGCUGCCACCAAUACAGCCACCUGCGCCGAGUAUGUCCAGAACAACCCUUCGGCGUUUAAGGAUGCCUACUUCGAGAUCGCUAGUAUCAAGAUCUAUGGUGCUAGUGGGAUCUCUCCUGGUCGUUCGACGUAUGCUAAGCGUGAUGUCGCACCGGCUCCUAUCGCGUACCCGACUAUCGACUUGAGGACGCGCGAUGCUGAGUGUCCGGAUAUGCCGAAUGCGACGGUGACUUCGACUGCUGCUUCUAGCAGUGGGAUGGUUCAUCAUCAUGCUCAUGGGCUGAAUCAUACCCAUUUACACGGUCACCACAACCACACUGCCAACUCGACUAUGAUUCGCACGAGGCUAAUUGAAUCCAGCUUUGAGCUCUGA